AUGUCCGGCCCAACAUCAAAUCCGGAUUGGAACACCAGUACUGGCAGCCCCGCCUACGGCACCUUCCCUCGACCAAGGUUGACCUCCGACUACAGCAGUCGCGACAGUGUCGACAGCACUGCUGUACACAGCAAUGGCGGCGAUGUGUCUCCCAAGCGAAGACCCUCGCCAGAACAGCGUAAAUCCUCGCGACACAUAGAGUUCCGCAAUCACCUUCGGCGACCGCAUCUCACAGAUACACAACGGACCUUGAGCGAUGCUUUACGUGCUGCAAAGAGUAGGGAAGAACAGGAGACUUUGCUUCCAGAUGAUGACCAUGCAGGCUCUGACGGCUGCUUCGACGGAAAUGGUGAGCCGGUCGGAAUAAGAGAGAUAUUUGCUCCGUAUCCGCAUUACAGAUUGAAGGUGUACUACAACAUUCAUCGCAUACGACGGCUCAUCUUAGCUGUGAUAGAGGAUCCGUACUCAACUGAGCAGCUAAGGGAACCACGGAUGAAUGUUUUGAUUGUCAAGCCUCUUGUCGAUCGACUUUAUGACGAGGACGAUAUCUCUAUCGUAUAUUGCCUUCUCGUCAAUCGAAUGCAGUUCCUGCGUGAGCAACAAUUCCAGCAACACCACCAGACCGUGGACCUCACUCGCGCGAACCUGUGCGAACUGGUUGCGAUGAAAGUCCUACGCCGUCAUGACGAAGAAAGUACUGGAAAGCCUGGCCUCUUGUUGCUUGCACAAGUCCUCGUGGCACCUUUUCAGCCAUUCCAAGGUGCUCCAGAGGACGUUUGUCCACCCCGGCACAUCUCGGAAUACCAAGGCCAAGGGGAUUACGAAGGCAAGCUGACAGCUUUAGAGGUUGCCAUCGUCUCUGAAAGCAAGGUGCUUCUUAGUAGCUCUGCAAGCCAGAAGGUGAUCGAUGCUGUGUACCGAGGGCGCAUUGUGUACACACCGACCACUUUCAUCGACAUCAUCCCGGAUCACUAUAAGUACAAGCCAAUAUCGUUAUAUGAUCCUCGCAAAGCUCCGGUGCUGAAUCAAUACCGUCUCAUGGUACCUCGUACACGAAACAUCAUUGAAGUCGGGCAGUUUGCCAUCCUCCUUGCCUGCUAUUGCUGGUGCAUGCAUGAGCGUGUUGAUCACACACUUACAACAGCCGAAGUUGUCUUCUUGCUAUACGGAGGUGGUUGGGUGCUUGACGAGCUAAUCUCGUGUGUGGAACACGGCUGGGAAGUCCACACACAAGAGCUCUGGGCAUUCCUUGACGUCACCUUCUCUGUUAUAUACAUCAUCUAUUUCUGGAUGCGUGUGCACGGUUGGGUUCUCGGCAACGAUGAGACAGGCAGACAAGCACUGGACGUUCUGGCGAUAGCGUCGCCUAUCCUCUUUCCACGUAUUGCCUUCAACCUCAUGCCGGAGAACAUGCUCUUUAUCGCCCUGCGAGCGAUGGUCAAGGAGUUCACCGCGCUCAGUCUCAUUGCCUUCUGGUGCUUCGGCGGCUUCUUGCUUGCGCUCAAGUGGCUUAGCAUGAGCAACCCCGCAACGGAUGCAGAUGCUCCCAAUGUCAUCACCAUCUCCAAAUGGAUGCUCUGGAUCUGGUUUGGUCUUGAUGGUACUGGUAUCGAUGAAGCACCUACGUUCCAUGAGAUCCUCGGCCCAGUACUGAUGGUCAUCUACGCAUUCAUUGGCAACACGCUGUUUUUGACAGUGUUGGUGUCUAUCCUUUCGAAUAGCUUCUCCAAAAUCGCUGCCGACGCAACUGCAGAGAUUCAAUUUCGCCGUGCGGUCAUGACAUUCGAAGGCGUAAAGUCCGACACACUAUUCGCCUACCGACCGCCUUUCAAUCUGCUCGCCUUUGUGGUGUUGCUCCCUUUGAAGUUCAUACUAUCACCUCGUUGGUUCCACAAGAUCAACAUCACAGCAAUUCGUGUCCUCAAUGCACCAUUCCUACUCGCGAUUGCCUGGCACGAGCGUCGCACCCUAUGGAAGUCGACACGCAGACGCAGUAUCAGUGGACCUGGACCCAGCAAGCGCUCUAAAUGGCUGUUUGACGGCGGCUUCUGGAGCUUGAGCAAGAUGAAUCCGCACGCCGAUUUGCAGACCGUCUUCGAGGAAGAGGCACCGCGAGAGAUCAUUGAAAGGAUGGAAGAAGAAGAUGAUCUGGAAGAUGCGAUCCUCGAGAACAGUUUUGCGGGCACAGCGGCAGGUGAUCGCAGAAGUAUCAGCCCAGGAAGCGUGUUGACGAGGCGUAGAAGGUUGAGCAGCGCGUGGCCGGGGCCGGUUCCUUGA
Ascochyta rabiei is the source of this 2277-nucleotide messenger RNA. RefSeq lists its product as uncharacterized. The coding region runs from base 1 to 2277 and encodes 758 amino acids. The transcript is spliced from 3 exons. The record is from RefSeq and is a predicted model, not a curated record. Lineage: Eukaryota; Fungi; Ascomycota; Dothideomycetes; Pleosporales; Didymellaceae.